Messenger RNA from Tuber melanosporum (Perigord truffle), 1782 nucleotides. RefSeq lists its product as uncharacterized. Bases 1 to 1782 code for a protein of 593 amino acids. The transcript has 2 exons. NCBI's taxonomy places the organism in Eukaryota, Fungi, Ascomycota, Pezizomycetes, Pezizales, Tuberaceae. The record is from RefSeq and is a predicted model, not a curated record.
AUGGGGAUCCGCCGCCUAUACACGAACCUCCGCCCGUACGCUCGCCCCACAAUCCUAGAGCCCUGUACGGAAAUCUUCAUCGACGGCCCGGGUCUUGCGCAUCAUGUGUACGAGAAAUGCUACAGUGCAGCGCCCCCAGCCCGUCCGGAGGAUGUAAACCCCUGGGACAGCGCGAUACCGUACUCUGUUCUGCAAGACAGUGUGAUAAAGUACCUGCACAUGUUGGAAUCUUGCGGUGCGAAAAUGAUAUACUUCGACGGGGCCCUCCCGGCUUCCAAGCGUCCUACGCGCAUUUUAAGGCUCGAGGAGUCACUCCGUAAGCUCUGCACCUUCCAUGCAUCAUACUCGCACACGUUGCCGCGAUGUUCAGACCGCUCCGCGCGGGAGUGGGGGGGCGUAGAGAUCUUCUCCGAGAGGGCGGUGUAUACGCCGCAGUCUCCGGUGCUUUCCACACCCCCGUUCCUAGUCACGGCUACGCUCGCCGCUUUAAGUCGAGGUGGGUAUGCAGAGAGGACGUCAACGGUGCCCGGGGAAGCGGAAGGAUAUGCUGCCAGAGACGCCAUAGCAGCCGGCGGAGUCGUGCUCACCAGUGAUUCGGACUUGCUGUUGUUCCGCGGUGAGGGUGAAAACGACUGGGGGGUUGUUAUGUUCAAAGACCUUGAGGUCAAUUUCUCCACCGGGCAGAUCUCCACUGUGCUAUUCCGUCCGGAGGAUAUUGCCAAGGGGUUUGACCUGGAAUUGGCGUUUCUGGGAUACCUGUCCCUGUGCAAUCCGCAAGCUACUUUUUCAACGCUCCGGGAAUGGUGCGCGCGUAUCACCGAGCGGAGCAGGAGCGGCGCUAUCGUGGAAGAAAUGGGUAGGAAGUGGCGGGAGUUCGCGGCCGGGUACGCGCUGCCCGAGGGCGAUGGCGGGAGACUCAUCGACCCGAGGAUCGGAGAGCUACUAUCCCUACGCGGGGCCGUGGGGAGAAAAAGGGAAAUGUUCCUGCCAACACUCUGGGAAGACACGAGCCGCGCAAGCGCCUGGGACGUUGGUCGCGAAGUGCGAGCAUUGGCCUACUCCCUCCUCUUCCCGGGUGAAAUGUCUCUGGAAGAAAUCUCUAGAAGGGGUCACGGGAUUUCUGGAGCGCCCGUCGAGAUCAUUCUCGGAAGGAAGGCUAAACAGAAACUACACGAAAUUAUUUUGGAAUCUCAGGAAGAAGAUUGGCAGGCGAGAUACGUCCUUCAGCAAAUCGUCAAAACGUUCGCUGCGCGCAACAAACCCCCACCCCACGCCUCCAUACUAGAAUCUUCUGCCAGUCUAGUCUCCGCCUGUGCUCAUACCUCCACAGACGCAACCAAUAGACAAACCGCCGGUGUCCGCUGGACGUGGGAGCGCAUCCAAACGUUCGCAAUGCUACAGGCAGCCUGGUACUCCCUCCUCCUGCUGAGCGAAGUACUUAAGGAAACAACCAGCAGCAAGAGCGGGCUUGGCGUUCUGCCGGUUGAGGUGCUGGACGGGAGGCGUUUUGUCGACGCGCGGCCGGGGGCGGGGGCUAAAUCACUGGUUAAAGAGAUUUUGGCCGCAUAUUUUGGUGAGGAGGAGGAGGAGGAGGAGGAGGAAGAGGAGGACAUGAAGGCUAGGAGAAGAAUGUCUAAAGAGGAGAAUCUCGAGGGGGUGUGGAAGGAGGCUAGCGGGAAGGCACGGAGGAAGAGGAGGUGGCCGGCUGAGGAAGUGGCAGAGGUGAAGGUGAAGGUGGCAGCGACUAAAGGGGGGAAUAUGUUUGCGGCGUUGGUGGAGUAG